AUGAUGCAGAUCUACGCCGCCCUACUGACCAUCGUCGCUGCCCUUACCGUCAUCAAAGGUCAGGCGAUCUCGCUCGGUACCGAACCAACAUGCGUUAGCCAGUGUUACGUGACCUCUGCUCCCUAUGUUACGGGCUGCAACUCGCAAGACCAGUCGUGCUUGUGCCAAAAUGAUAGCUUCGGUAGCAUCAUGACAGACUGCUUUAACAAAACGUGCACGUCGACACAGGAUCAGAACAGCGGCAUGACCUAUUUGCAGAAUCUGUGCAAGACGGCCAACACGACCCAAGCUGGUCUUUCCACCGUCACGAUGACCGCAACCACCAGCAUCCCCACGACGGUGAUGCAGACCUCGACCCUGGCCGGAUCUGCCAUCACUCAGGCUCCUGUACCUGCAGUCGUCACAUCCGUUCUCGAGCGUGUUCAUCCUUCGACGCUUGCAGCUGCAGCGCCAAGUGCAAGCCCGGUCGCAGUUUCGUCCAACGGCUGGCAGAGCGACGCAAGGAUGGAAGCGCUAGGCGAAGCCUGGCCUGAUGCAGAAGCAGCUACUCCUCCGUUGCCGGCAGAUCUGCUUCACAGAGGGCUGGAAGCGAGCGAAUCGACCGCGCCAGUGGAAUUAGACUGCGGUAGCAUCAAAGUCCUCGAUACAUUCCACUCGAGAGCAGGGCAAGCAUCGACGCCGUCUUCCACUGGAUCCUCAAGCAAGCAAGUCAGUCCUGAUGUCCGCCCUACAGCGCGAUUCGACGGCGUUGGGUCUGCCUACUCGUCUGUCAUCUUCAAAAGUCAAGCGCCAAAUGUCGAGCUAGAACGGAUAGCGCAGGCUUUGCGCGUCGGCCAGAACGAAACAGCGUCAGACUUUGCAAGCAGUGGCACGAGCGCACCAGAUCUCAAGCGCAUGUUCGCUCCACCCUCUUUGCCGGCCACAGCGGUCGCAACGCUCGAAUUAAGUUUGGGCAAGGAACCCGUCGGCGAAGAAGCCUUGAACAGUCUACAAGAGACAAACAACGAUUCGAUGGUGUCCAUGAUCACUGUCGUGCCGCUCGUGCCAGAUACACCAGCACGAGAUGAGUCUGGCGAUGUCACCCAGCUUGCCACGAGUCAGCCUGCGGAUGGCCCGAUCGCAAAACCAGCUGAUGACUCGCUACCACUUGCAGCAGAGGAUUCGCUGCCACUUGCAGCAGAGGAAGUCGCAGCUAAGCCAAGCUUGCGAUUCCCUCACUUGUCUGCUCCGGCACCACAUGCAUCAGCCUUCAGCUUCGAAUCGCCUAUGCGCGGACGUAUCUUUACCUGGCGCAAUAUGCCUCACAUGUCAGCCGCUUUCACCGGAAAAGCAGUCGACUUGGCUAGCUCGCCGAGCGUCAGAACGACAAUCAGCGCACCUGAGCUCAGUCCGGGUAGCUUUUCGUCAUCUGAAGAGAGCUCGGAGCUGGUCACUUCGAUGAGGCAGGAGGAAAACAUAAGGCGAAACUCACACGAUGUGAAGCAUCUAGAGUCUGGCACGGCAGCUGCCGCUGUCGCUCCACCGCCUGCACCUGUGCCUAUGCGCACUUAUGUGUCUAUGGCCGCCUCUGCUGCUGCGAACAUGACAACGCCUGGCCGCGAACAAGUGCCACGACAUGUGGAGCGCGAGUUGUCGGCGGCACUGAAGCCGCUCGCGCUUUCUGCGCCGCCCACACCUCAUGCACCUCUGGACAGCGCACCACCUAGCAAGGUACAGCUGCAAAUGUUUGGCAUGAACAUGGACACUAUUACGCAGACCAAGCUCGAAGGCGUCCUUGAGGUCAUCGACACUUCCUUCUUUGAUUCGACGGAUCAUCCCGACGACCUUGAGAGCCAAGGCUCAGAAGCGGGGACCGACGAGCAGAUCGUGGAAGAAACGAAAUGGGAAGAAUCUUUUGUUGAAGAUUCUGUCGACUAUGACGAUCUUGAGGGCGAAGGGGAUAGCCGCUCGCUCAGCAUAAGAAAUCGCAGCCGGAAGCGCGUCAGGCUGAGUCCUCGCAGCGAGCGCGGGUCAAGCUCACCCGAUGAAAGCCAAUCCCGCUCUCAGUCGCGCUCGCGUAGCAGACGAAGUCUGCAAGCACGCAAGUCAGAUGUCCGAGACCACGGCAAAGCGGCAAAGCAACUCUUUGCGCACCUGCAAGCUAAGCAUAAUGAUCCGAUGGCCCGCUCUUCCUCAGUCUCUGUCAGCGGCGACAGCGUCAAAGGAGGUACAUGCGGUAGUGCUUCGAGCUAUAAUUGGGCAACUGGGUCAUCGAGCGUUGCCGCCAGCAGUCAGCGUCAUGUGUCUGCAUCGAGCUACAGUCAGCUCUCCGCUACACAUGAGGAGCCACAGGAAGGGAGCGAGGGCAAGAGCAUCUCGGCGACCUCAGACGUACAAACAACGCAGCUGCCCGUCUGCACACCGGUGCCAACUACAGUGCGUAAUCUCGCGCGGCCUGGCAUUCAGCGUGUAGGCGCAACACCGCUACCUGAACGACUUCAAGCUCGCAUUUCAAAGCGUCAGUCCACGCCGCCAGACGGCGCCGACCAGAGUGAUUCUCUUUCAUCUCCUACAUCGCCGAUGCCGAGCCCCAGUGCAGCACAUGAGCGAGGUCAGCCGCCUGUCUUGCAAGUGUCUGCCCAAUCUCGGGUGCCGGGCCUUACUACAAUCCGACCGGAGGAAGCUGGCCCGCAUCUGGCGGCUAGUCAGCAUGGCAGAAUGGUCUAUGACAGUGAUCGACAGCGCUGGAUCAAUCUGGUCAGAAUGAAGCAAAGCAUUGCGUCGUCUGGGCUGCAACAAAGCCUUGUCGAAAGAGCGGAAGAUGACGCCGAGGAUUCAGGCACGUCUGAGGAUGAGGAUGUAUUCGGCGACACAGACAGCGCGCCAUCACCCUCAGCAGCAUAUCAGGAAACUACCGGCAGCGAAGUUGCUGUUGCAGAGGCCGCGCCAGCGAAUGACGCAGACGACGGCGCAUCUGAUGUGGAAGAGUCUCCCCUCACUCUCUUCAAGGCUAUUCACAGUCCUGUGAUAGCUGGGCAAUAUGCUGCGCCGACGUCAGAGCCGAUCGCGCCUGUGAAAGAAAGUACGCCGAACUCGCAACGUCGACCAGCCCUCAAAUCUCGCACAAACAUUCCUGCCUUAUCGCAUAUGACGCCUUUGGAGCACAGAUUUGCCGGCACGCCGAGAUCAGUCAGCUGGUCGGAUGUGAAAGAUGACUCGCGUGUGCAUCUCAAUCUCAGCAAGGAUCUAACCGAAGUCAGUGCGAAGGCUGCAGAGCUUCGUCGUCUCGCUGUUGUCUCCGGCGAUGCUCAGGAAGAUGCGCUCUUCUCGCGUGCUAUCGAGCGAGCCGGCAUCGCAGAGAUCAGUAUACUGCCGGCGUCCAUCAACGGAUUCACUGUACAGACAUUGCGACAGCCCGACCCGGUUUUACAGUCUGCUUUGCUCGCAUGCGAGUCUGACAAAGCUAAAUGGUCGACUUCGAAAACGCUCGUCCUCCGUCAACGUGCAUUAGCGUCCGUGGGCGAUCUGCACGAACACAUGCCCGCGCUUGAGCAGGCUGACGUGUCGCGUAAUAAGCUCGAAUCCGUACUCGGCUUGCCCAACUCUGCGCGCUGUCUGCUGGUCGAUCACAACCUGUUUCGAACAACACACUCUUUUGCGCAUCUUAUCCACCUCGAGCGCCUCGAUCUCAGCCACAAUUCCUUGACCAGUCUCGAAGGCCUGGCUCAGCUACCUCAUCUGCGAGAGCUCAAGGCAGACAACAAUCGCUUGCAGUCUCUCGAUGCUCUUUUCUCCUUGUCUGGAUUAGCCCGCUUGAGCUUGCGAAGCAACAAGCUGGCGGAGAUCCGCGUGCCAAAGCGUACAUGGAGGCAUCUCGAGAUGCUUGCCCUCUCGAACAAUGCCAUUACGACCGUCGAAGGACUUGACACAUGCUGGCGCUUGUCGAUGCUGGAUUUGGAUCACAACAAGAUGAAGAGCUUUGCGCCGGCGUCGGCAAUACCGAGUAUGCGCGUCUUGCGAAUUGCUCACAACAGACUGCGCUCUUUCGAUGUUGCCGCCUUGCCAAAUCUGUCAAAGAUCUACGUCGAUGGCAAUCAUCUGGACGAGAUCAGCAAUAUUCAUCAGCUGCGGCGUCUAUCGAUGCUCAGCAUCUGCGACCAGACCGAUGCUGUCCUAACACUGACGAGCAGUACGAUCCGCGAUCUGACACGAUUGUGUCUGCGUGCAGGCAACGCGAUCACGAACAGCUUGCCGUCGACGCCGCUAUACAGCCUGACAAUGCUCGAUUUGUCAGCAUGUCAGCUUGUGGAGCUUCCAGCGGACUUUGCAUCCGUCGUGCCCAACUGUCGCAGCCUCAAUCUUGCGCACAACUUUAUCCAGGAUCUCUCGCCGCUCGAUGGUCUCGCUCGCCUUCAGCAUCUCUCAAUCGUCGGUCUACGCGUCAACAGCUGCCGCGGCAUUGUUUCGGCUUUGUCGACCAUGCCGGAGCUCGAGUCGCUAGAUGCGAGGCUCAAUCCUUGUACACUGGCUUUUUACGCUACAACGAUCGAAGGCAGCACGCGAAGAGACGUAGAGACCGCAUGGCAGACUGCCGAUGCAAGAUAUCGCAAGACUCUGCCGGACAUCUACUACGUCAAGCGCAUGACAUAUCGAGCGGCCAUUUUACAGACUUGUCCUCGCAUGGAUCGACUUGACAACCUGCCUGUCAGUGCAACAGAGCGCACGAAGUUGGAGCGACUCGUCAGUGGUGUUGUAGGCAAGCAGAGUGCUGGCAAUGACGAGACACUCGCCAAAGAGCUGACUACAUCGGCGGUCGACCUUGGGUUCCUCUAUCUCGUCGGCGUACCCCAAGAUGAAGAGCAAGUGAUAAGGCAAAUGUUCGCGCUCUCUCGACGCUUCUUCUCCGCAUCGCUCCCGGACAAGCAGCAAUACAGCAUGGAACUGACCAGGAACAACCUCGGCUAUUCUUGUGUCGGCGGAGAAGUGCUAGACAAGCAAACGCCGGAUGCAGAUUUCAAAGAGGUCUUCAACAUUGCCACGUCGAUAGAUGGACAGAAGCAGGCUCUGCCCGGGUCAAUACAGGAGGAGCUAGAUACGAUCAAGAAGUUCCAGUCUAUAUGUUUUGCGCUGUGCCAUCGGCUGCUUGCGCUGCUCGAGCGCGGUCUAGGUCUCGAGCAGGGGAUCUUCACGGAUCAUCACACGAUAGCGGGCAACCCGAGCGUCUUGCGCCUGCUCCACUAUCCGCCCAGCUCUGAGCGUUCUACAGAGCUCCGUGAUCACUGGAUCGACGUGCCUGUGCUGGAUCAUGCCAUCCUCGUCAAUGUAGCCGAUGCGCUCGAAUUUUGGACCAACGGCACUGUCAAAUCAACGAUCCACCGUGUGCUCGUGCCCCAGGACAGUCCUGGCCUGGAUCGCUAUAGUAUAGCUUGGUUUCACCAGCCGGACGACAAGGCCAUACUGAAGAAUGUCAUGCAGAGCUCGACGUCUGGCUUGCGCAAACCUAGCCUGGCGGAGCUUUCGAGGAUGGAGGCCAAAGGCGUUGCGCCUGGCGAAGUGCUGACGGCCAAGGAACAUCUGUGGCGACGGCUGGGCAGCACGCACGGUCAUCUCAAGGCUGCAGCUACAAACUAG
Molecule: messenger RNA, 5610 nt
Organism: Mixia osmundae IAM 14324
Lineage: Eukaryota; Fungi; Basidiomycota; Mixiomycetes; Mixiales; Mixiaceae
Exons: 12
Coding region: 1-5610 (1869 amino acids)
Molecular function (GO): protein binding
Source: RefSeq, a predicted model, not a curated record